AUGCGUUACUCCAUCGUCUUCACUGCUGCCCUCGCAGCCUCCGUCCAGGCCCACGGUGUCAUCACCCAGGUCCAGGGUGCCAACGGUGUCAACAUGCCCGGUCUCUCCGUCGCUGAUGGCACUCCUCGUGACUCUGGUAACCCGCUUUCUGGUUCCGAGGCUGAUACUUCCAUCAUCCGUGCCAAGGAGAUGGGUGGUAAGGCGUCUGCUCUUGGACGUACCGCUUCCGGUCCUGUAGAUGCUGGUGCGGCUAUUGCUAAGUUCAUGGGUACUGGUGCUGCUGGUGCCGGUGCCGCUGGUGCCGCUGGUGCAGCUGGCGCUGCAGGUGCUACUGGUGCCAACGCUGCUGGUGCCAAUGCUGCUGGUGCCAAUGCUGCUGGUGCCAAUGCUGCUGGUGCCAAUGCUGCUGGUGCCAAUGCUGCUGGUGCCAAUGCUGGUGGUGCCAAUGCUGCUGGUGCCAAUGCUGGUGGUGCCGGUGGCGCUGCUGGAGGUCUCGCUG
This is a messenger RNA of Bipolaris victoriae FI3, 499 nucleotides long. RefSeq lists its product as hypothetical. The record is from RefSeq and is a predicted model, not a curated record. NCBI's taxonomy places the organism in Eukaryota, Fungi, Ascomycota, Dothideomycetes, Pleosporales, Pleosporaceae. The annotation marks the transcript as partial. The transcript has a single exon.